Penicillium pulvis is the source of this 2943-nucleotide messenger RNA. Its product is annotated as Hsp70 family protein. Gene Ontology annotation, molecular function: ATP binding; ATP-dependent protein folding chaperone. The transcript has a single exon. Gene Ontology annotation, biological process: endoplasmic reticulum unfolded protein response; negative regulation of hypoxia-induced intrinsic apoptotic signaling pathway; cellular response to hypoxia. The record is from RefSeq and is a predicted model, not a curated record. Gene Ontology annotation, cellular component: endoplasmic reticulum chaperone complex. The coding region runs from base 1 to 2943 and encodes 980 amino acids. NCBI's taxonomy places the organism in Eukaryota, Fungi, Ascomycota, Eurotiomycetes, Eurotiales, Aspergillaceae.
AUGGCUCUCCCAGGCCGCCAAAGGCUUCAUACUUCGCCAUUCCUCUCCUUCGCAAUCCUCCCAAUUCUCGUCUUUCUCCUCAGCUUUGCAGGAUCAGCUUCCGCAGCUGGAUCCGCCGUUCUCGGUGUCGAUGUUGGCACAGAAUACUUUAAAGCAACACUAGUUAAACCUGGUAUUCCUCUCGAAAUCGUCCUCAGCAAAGACUCGAAGCGCAAGGAAGCCGCUGCUAUCGCAUUCAAGCCUACACGAGACUCAUCCGCGGCUUUCCCUGAACGGUUCUACGGCGGUAAUGCGCUGGCCCUGGCGGCUCGCUACCCGGACGACGUCUACAUCAACCUGAAGACACUUCUGGGCGUGCCUUUUAAUGAUGGAAAUAAUGAUGUGAUUAAGAAUUACUGGAGCCGGUUUCCAGCACUGAAUCUCGAGAGUGCCCCCGAUGGCCGUGGCUCUGCUGCUCUCCGCAGCAAUCGACUCGGCGAAGCGGAGAAGAAGGAUGCGUUUUUGGUCGAGGAGAUUUUGGCCAUGCAGUUGAAGCAGGUUAAGGAGAACGCCGAUGCCUUGGCUGGAAAGGGCUCCGAUGUCCGCGACGUCGUUAUUACUUAUCCCGCUUUCUACACCGCGGAGGAGAAGCGGAGUCUUGUGUUGGCGGCGGAGCUGGCAGGUUUGAAGAUCGAGGCACUUGUCAGUGAUGGUUUGGCUGUUGGUUUGAACUACGCCACUUCCCGACGAUUCCCUAGUGUUACAGAUGGCGAGAAGCCGGAAUAUCACGUCGUCUUCGAUAUGGGAGCUGGCUCAACCACUGUCAGUGUUUUGCGCUUCCAGAGCCGUCAGGUCAAGGACGUUGGCCGUUUCAACAAAACCGUCCAGGAAGUUCACGUUCUUGGAGCUGGUUGGGAUAAGACCCUUGGAGGCGACUCGCUCAAUGAUCUCAUUGUUGACGAUAUGGUUGCCAAGUUGGUUGAGGACAAGAAGCUUAAGGACAAGGUCACUCCGGCACAGGUCAAGGCGCACGGAAAGACAAUGGCGCGUCUGUGGAAGGAUGCGGAGAAGAUCCGACAGGUUCUGAGUGCCAACACCGAAACAUCUGCCAGCUUUGAGGGGCUUUACGACGACGAUUUGAACUUUAAGUACAAGAUCACCCGCGCCGCUUUCGAGAAGAUGGCUGCUGAACAUGUGGCUCGCGUCGGUUUUCCUUUAGAGCAAGCUCUAGAGGCCGCCAAAUUGAAGCUUGACGAUAUUGACUCCGUUGUCCUGCACGGUGGAGCUAUCCGAACUCCUUUUGUUCAGAAGCAAUUAGAGAAGGUUGUUGGCUCGGCUAAGAAGCUUCGGACCAACGUCAACGCCGAUGAGGCUGCUGUCUUUGGUGCUGCCUUCAAGGGCGCCGCUCUCAGCCCCAGUUUCCGCGUCAAGGAUAUUCGUGCCCAUGAUGCGGCUACCUACCCUGUUGUUCUAAAGUGGAACACUGAUAGCAAGGAGCGGACCCAGAAGCUCUUCACCUCUACUUCCCAGGUUGGCCCGGAGAAGCAGGUGACUGUCAAGAACCUUGAAGACUUUGAGCUCAGCUUCCACCAGCUGGUUGAUGAGAAUGAGCUGCCCGUUUUGAGCGUGCAAACCCAGAAUUUGACCGCGUCAGUGGCCAAGCUUAAGGACACCUUCGGCUGCUCGGCUGCGAACAUUACGACCAAGUUUGCAAUCCGUCUCAGCCCUGUUGACGGCCUUCCCGAAGUGACUGGUGGCAAUGUGAGCUGUGAGGUGGAAGCCGAAAAGAAAGGAAUAGUGGAAGACGUCAAGGGCUUUUUUGGUCUUGGCUCCAAGAAAGAUGAGCAACAGAUCCUCGGUGAGGAUGGCGAACCCGCUGAAUCCAUUACCCUUGAGGCUGAGGCUGAGGCUUCCACAACCUCGUCCGCCAGCGCCUCUACCGCCACCGCUGCCAAGGAGAGCACCAAGGGUACCAAGGUUGAGAUCAUUCCGAUCGCUUUGAAGUCCACACCACUUGGAACCAAGGCCCCCUCGGCCUCCGAGCUAGCUCGCAUUCGUGCUCGCCUGGCUGCCUUCGACGCAUCUGAUCGCGAACGUAUUCUGCGUGAGGAGGCUCUGAACGAGCUUGAGUCUUUCAUCUACCGCAGCCGUGACCUUAUUGAGGGCGAAGAUUUCGUGAAUGCUGUCAAGGCCGACCAGUUGACCACUCUCCAGGAGAAGAUCUCCCAGGCCAGCGAUUGGUUGUACGAAGACAGUGACAAUGCACACACCGCAGACUUCAAGGCGAAGCUCAAGGAUCUGAAGUCCAUUGUUGACCCUGCUCUGAAGCGCAUCCAGGAGGCUUCCUCCCGCCCAGCUCGUGUGGAACUUCUCCAGGAGAUGUUGAAGAAUGCCGAGUCCAUGAAGUCGCUGAUCGAGAGCCAGAUCGCUAUUGACGACGCGGCCUAUUCAUCCUCUCUCUCGGCUUCUAGCACCGCAACCGUCGAAGACGAGACCAACUCCGCUAGCACCCCUACUGCUGCCCCCACCGAUGAUUUGGAUGACCUCGACGACGACGCGUACUCCACUUCUACCAAGAAGACCUCUACCAAGUCUUCCGCCGCCGCAAAGCCAACUGGUCCCAAGUAUACGCUCUUCACCCCGUCGGACCUCACCACCCUGACCCAGGCUUACGACACCACUAAGCCCUGGCUUGAGGCUCAACUCGAGCUGCAAGAGAAGCUCACCGAGUCAGAUGACCCGGCCUUGACUGUUGUGGAAAUCGACUCUCGUCUUCGCGAGUUCGAGCGUAUCCUCAACCGCAUGUACGAGCGUAUGACAGCGGCCGCUGGAAAGGGUCAAAAGGCCGGUGGUGAUAAGGCGAAGAAGGAGAAGUCCGAGAAAAAGACUAAGAACAAGGCCGGCAAGGGCAAUGAGAAGGAGACGGAGAAGGCAAAAGAAGACGAUCGGAAGGAUGAGCUCUGA